CCUCCUUGUACAGCAUCAUCGUCAUCAUCACUUUUCCGUGCAACACCUGACUCGUUUCCUACAUGAUACCAUGUCUGUGCAUCGUCGUGCUCCCCGGUCACCGAAGAAGCCUGGCUCGCCCUACCGUCGUGACUCUCCUUCAAGGCUAGGUUCAGCUCCACCCAGAUCUCCCACACCAAACAACCCAGGGGGACGAGACAGACUGGAUGUGCGUAGUCCUACACCUCCCUUCGGAUGGAACGCACCUAGAAGCCCUUACAUGCCUCGACAUCCAUCGCCGCUGAGUCCUGGGGUGUGGAGGAAUGAGCUGGCCGAAUCUAUCAAGGAUGGGAAAGCAGCGGGAGGCGCCCCUAGUAUCUGUGUCCUCGAUACCAAUACCCUCAUCUCGGCAUGGGAAUUCCUCGCAUCGCUCUACAACCGCCUACUGCACCUGACAACUCAGUCCUUCCUGCAUCCUGCAGCACCGACCCCACCAUUUGUCAUUGUCAUACCCUACUUUGUCAUGAACGAGCUGGAUGGCCUCAAAGUGCGCCCCGGAGUAGGGUUCAGGGCGCGGGGGGCUAACAAAUGGCUGGAAUGGGCCCUUCAUGAGCAAAGGAAGAGUCGGCAGGACCCUUCCUCCAAGCGAGAAGUGGAGCUUCCCCCUGAGCGCUGGCCGAUCCGAGCACAGACACGAAGCUCAGCUAUGGAGAUGGGAGGUCGGGGAGGUGGCAGCGUCGAUGAGGCUCUAGUGGAGCUAUGCAAUCGGCUUCAAAGGGAUACCGACAUGCCGGUCAUGUUCUGCUCAAACGACACCAACGCAAGGACUAGAGCAGCGAUUGAGAGGAUCAGAACUUUCGACCUGAAGACGGUGCUCGACUGCAUCGACCGAGUGCAAAGGAAUAGUAUGUCUCCAAGCUUCAUGCGCAACGAGGGUAGUGAGGCUUCGCAAUAUGCUGUCGAUGGGCCAGGCAUCCUUCUCGAGCAGUGGGCUGCUCAACUUGGACUGCCGGAGAUGGACUACGGUCUACGUACGCUCAUUGCGCCCAUACGAGAUGACUCAAUGGGCAGUUCCUCUACUCCCACUCGUCAGUCAUCGGUUGCAAGCACUGACGAGGACGAGGAAAUGGGAAUGGCCUCCGAUGCCUCAGAUAGUAGGAGCACUCUCCGCGUCAAAGCAAUGACUCCCACAUACAGCGCUUCCCCACCUACAGGGCCUCGCGCUCAAAGCAGCAAUCAACCCCCCACCGGGCCCCGCGGUCAUGGCAGCCAGUCACCACCGGCUGGUCCUCGAAUUCAGAAUGGCCUCCAACAUCCUCCCUCGGUCCCUCUCAACUCCACGGGCAGCCCUUUGUCCCUUUCCUCGGCAAGAGGCCCCACAUCGCUGCCGCCGCGUCCCUCGGCCUCACUUUCUCCGCCCCCCUCUGCGCUUCGUGCACCUGCCGCAAGGAGCCGGGUGCCACCCGCAGUGCCUUCAACGAAGAUGCUUCCCGACCAACACAGAGAGGCUGCAAAGCUCGCUCCUUCCACAGGCCCAAAGAGGGGCUCGGCCGCUUCAAUCCACGCGCCUCCUUCACCGAGCUCGUCGCGGGCAGCAGUCAGGUCCACUCCUUAUUCUCGCCCAGGACGUACGAAAGGACAAGCCGACAAUCAGAGGCUCAGUGUCCCUGCGUCUACCACGAUGAGCAGAGCUGCGCAAUUCCAAGCGGACAAGAAAGUCCCUGCCUCUGGCCCUGUGCGGGCAAGCGCAACAGCUGCGGCAGUCGCUGCCGCGUCCAGCUCCUCCUCGUCCUUCUCCUCUUCUGUCCCAACUACUCGAGCCACAAACCCCACGAACGCAGCAAAGGCCGCUGCUGCCGCUGCCGCAAUGGCCGCGGUCCUUUCUGGCGAAUCUUCUUCUGGGAGAGGUGCAAAGACGAGAGCUGGGCGCACUACGAGGGAUAGUGUAUGGGCGAAUGGCACAAAUGGUACGGGCGCGGGUGCGGGCGCUGGUGCGGGUGCGGGCGCUGGCAAGAAAAGGAAAGGGUAACUGGUCUUUGUAGGAACGGCGGGGCAGUGCAUCAGUGAGUCAGACAUCAUGAACGAGUAGUCGUCAAAGCCCGUCAUCGAGUAAAAGGUUUCAUCCCAUCAUGUCAUGUCAUGUCAUGUCAUAUAAUGUCAAGAAGACAGAAGUCGAGUUCCUUUCAAUCUAUA
This is a messenger RNA of Microstroma glucosiphilum, 2172 nucleotides long. RefSeq lists its product as hypothetical. Lineage: Eukaryota; Fungi; Basidiomycota; Exobasidiomycetes; Microstromatales; Microstromataceae. The transcript is spliced from 2 exons. Gene Ontology annotation, cellular component: nucleus. Bases 71 to 2008 code for a protein of 645 amino acids. The record is from RefSeq and is a predicted model, not a curated record.